Molecule: messenger RNA, 1614 nt
Organism: Taeniopygia guttata (zebra finch)
Lineage: Eukaryota; Metazoa; Chordata; Aves; Passeriformes; Estrildidae
Source: RefSeq, a predicted model, not a curated record
GACUUGGGGUCAUCGCCCCCCUCAGCUGCUGAUGGGCCUUGACCUCACCAAGAUGGCGUCAGGACCAUGCCGAACCCUUUCCAAAAUGGCGACGCAGCUGUUCCGCCCAUCUGAAAGAUGGCGAAGGAACCAUUUCCGCCCUUCCUAGAGAUGGCGACCAUGCUGUUCACAGCCCUUCCUCCCCGCGGCGCUCGGGGAUGGUUUUGCGGGGCUUGUGGCACACCCGGGAGGACUCGUGGCAAGUUUGGGAGGUUCAGGAGGACUGGGCGCGUUUUUAACGCGUUUCAAACCCGCUUUUUGCGCCCAUCUCCACUCCCCGACCUUCCCAAAAUGGCGGCACCAUCGUGUCACUCUCUCAAGAUGGCGGCCCCCAGCUCUUCCCGCCUUUUUUCCGCCGCGGCGGCCGGAAGCUGCCUCAGGGCGUUUCCGGUUCCCUCCCGACGCUCCCUCGCGAAAUGGCGGCGGCCGAGGAGUUCCUCGCCUUCAACCCCGCCGGCCCCGCCGGCCCCGCCGCCGCCUCCCGGCGCCGCAACCGCGGGCCCCGCAACCGCAAGAAGGGCUGGAAGCGCUGGGGCGGCCCCGAGGCGCGGCUGGGCCGCGAAAUCGGCGAUUUCCUGGAGGAUGUGGGGCUGCAGGAGCGGGCGGCCGGGGGCCUGAUCUCGGAGCAGCCCAACGAGGACCUUUUCUUCCUGGACACCGGCAGCGCCCCCAAAAGCCAGCCCCUGAAGAAGAAGAAGCCCCCCCAGAAGCCCCCCCGGAAGCCUCUGCACGUGGACCUGGUGCUGCAGCCGCUCUCCAAGGUGCCGCCCCCCAAAAACAUCUGUGCCUACCAGACCCCGCACGGGCGGAAGGAGCGGCGCCGGCGGCAGUUUUGGGAGAAAAAAGCCGAAAUCGGGGAGUUCCCGCGGCAGGAGCGGCGCCUGCGGGCCCGGCUGGCCCGGGGGGGCUGUGGGGCCCCCCAAAAACCCCCCGAGCUCGGCCGCUCCGACCCCCAGCGCCCCUUCUACGACAUCUGGGGGGAGCACAACCCCCUGGACGCGCCCCUGGCCGGGCAGGACCCCUGGUACCUGCAGCAGACCAAGAGGCUCAGGGUGCAGCGCCCCCCCCGGCUCCAGGCCAAGCCCUCGCCCCUCCCCCCCGUGGAGGUCAUCGGCCAGGGGGGCUCCUACAACCCCCCCUUCCAGGACCACCAGGAGUUGCUGCUGCGGGCGCUGGAGGUGGAGACGAGGAGGAGGAGGGAGGAGGAGAAGGUGGAGAGGAGGCUGAAGGUCACCGAGGAGCCGCCCUCGCAGGAGGCCGUGCUGCGGGAGCAGCUGCAGGGGCUGCUGGAGGAGGAGGAGGAGGAGGAGGAGCGGGAUGAAGAGCGGGACGAGGAGCAGAACCCGCCCCGAAAGCGGGAACAGCCCGGCCGGAAAACGGAGAAACAGCGGCGCAGGGAGAAGGAGCAGAGGGAGAAGGCCGGUGCCCGUGCCCGCGCCCGCCUGGCGCUGCAGCGGCGGCAGGGGCUGUUCCGGCUGCGCCUCAGGGACGGGCUCGGGGCUGGGGCUGUGGGGUCAGGGCUGGGUUUAUGGAUCAAUGAUGGAUCUAUGGGAUCAAUAACGGAUCAAUAACGGA